Nycticebus coucang (slow loris) is the source of this 1146-nucleotide messenger RNA. RefSeq names its product zinc finger protein 32 (gene ZNF32). The transcript is spliced from 3 exons. Gene Ontology annotation, biological process: regulation of transcription by RNA polymerase II. Lineage: Eukaryota; Metazoa; Chordata; Mammalia; Primates; Lorisidae. The record is from RefSeq and is a predicted model, not a curated record. Bases 98 to 973 code for a protein of 291 amino acids. Gene Ontology annotation, molecular function: RNA polymerase II cis-regulatory region sequence-specific DNA binding; DNA-binding transcription factor activity.
UUAUAGUCCAGUCCGGUGGCGCCGGCGCUGCUGCGGGCUCGGCACGGGCCUUUGUCUGUCUGCGGGCGCGCGCCGCUGCGGUGCUCAGGACCAGCCCAUGGAAGAAUCAUAUGAAGAGGUGGUGACUAAGGUCAUAACAGCAGAAGUGGACAUGUUUGGAUUCCCAACAGCUACCCUGCUGGACUGUCAUGGAAGAUAUACCCAGAAUGUAGCAUUCUUCAAUAUGAUGACUGAAGCUCACCACAAAUAUGAUCACUCUGAGGCCACAGGAUCCUCAAGCUGGGAUACCCAGAAUUCUUUCAGAAGAGAGAAGCUGGAACAAAAAUCCCCAGAUUCUAAGAUACCACAGAAAGAUUCACCUGGAACGAGACAGAAGGUCUAUGAAUGCCAAGAGUGUGGAAAAUCCUUCCGGCAAAAAGGUAGUCUAACAUUACAUGAGAGAAUCCACACUGGUCAAAAACCUUUUGAGUGUACCCACUGUGGGAAAAGCUUUAGAGCCAAAGGCAAUCUUGUUACUCAUCAGCGAAUACACACAGGAGAAAAGCCCUAUCAGUGCAAGGAGUGUGGGAAAAGCUUCAGUCAGCGAGGUAGUCUGGCUGUCCAUGAGAGACUCCACACUGGACAGAAACCCUAUGAGUGUGGUAUUUGUCAUAGAAGCUUUAGGAAUCAAAGUAACCUUGCUGUUCACAGAAGAGUUCACAGUGGUGAGAAGCCCUAUAGAUGUGAUCAGUGUGGAAAAGCCUUCAGUCAGAAAGGAAGUUUAAUUGUUCACAUCAGAGUCCACACAGGCCUGAAGCCCUAUGCCUGUACCCAAUGCAAGAAGAGUUUUCACACACGGGGGAAUUGUAUUCUGCAUUGCAAAAUCCACACAGGAGAGACACCCUAUCCAUGUGGCCAAUGUGGGAAAAGCUUCACUCAGAGAGGAAGUCUAGCUGUGCACCAGCGAAGCUGCUCACAAAGGCUCACUCUUUGACCUCUCUCUUCAAAGGAAGUUAUCUUUAUGAAUUAAGAGUACAAAAUACUCUGAGAUCAAGCAACAUAGCUGAUUCUAUGAAUGGAGAAUCUUUCAGAAAGACAUAAUUGAGUAGGCAAACUGACUCUUCUUUCCCCCAAACGAGUAUGAAAAAUAAAUGUCUUGUUUAUUAU